AUGAGCGAGGAGCACCUUCCUAGCCCCCCAGCCUCCCUGGGUGGCUGUGCUGACUUCAACCAUCCCUCUGACAGGCAUUUAUGGAGGACCUACUAUGUGCCAAGCCCUGUGCAGCUGCCCUAUUUAUACCCUGUGGCUCCAAUGGUGACGUUGCAAACCUGGCCCCUGCCCCCUGACCUUCAAGGAGAGCUGCCUCCAGAGUCGUUACAGACUGUGCUUCGAACGGCUCAGGAGAAGCGGCUCGUAGUGACCGAGGUGGCGCUGGAGGUGGGGGUAGCAGACCGGUGCUGGUGGAUUCGGGAUUUGAAUCUAAUUCCAGAUCUCAAGUUCUUAAGCAAACCCUCAGUUCUUAUCUGCAUUGAGUUCACCAUCUCAGAGCCGGGGGAGGAAUCUGCACACUCCUACCCUGAGUCAGGGCAUCAGGAGGACGACGCGGACCUCCGGGUUACCUUUGCCUACGUGCACAAAGAUAGAAAGAAAUGA
Molecule: messenger RNA, 483 nt
Organism: Rangifer tarandus platyrhynchus (Svalbard reindeer)
Lineage: Eukaryota; Metazoa; Chordata; Mammalia; Artiodactyla; Cervidae
Source: the annotation of a GenBank genome assembly